Carica papaya (papaya) is the source of this 1886-nucleotide messenger RNA. The record is from RefSeq and is a predicted model, not a curated record. Lineage: Eukaryota; Viridiplantae; Streptophyta; Magnoliopsida; Brassicales; Caricaceae.
CCAUUCCGUUUCGGCCAUGGUUUAUUAUGAUACUCCGGAAGUAGACCAAACGACAGCGUUUCCGUGGAUGCCCAUUAUGCAUUCGGACGCCCGUCAUUCCUCUUCGUCUUCGACCUUGAAUUGAACGGAAAGGAGAAACUCAGUAGGGUUCUGGGUUUUGAGUGAAAUUUUGCGUAAAUGCCAAGCAAGAACAAGAGGAAAAGGAACGAGGUGCGAGAUAGGCCCACCAUCCACCCGAGAAAUAAGUACUCCGACAAGCCGCCUGAUUUUGCUCAAUUGGCGUCUCUGUACCCUUCAUUUAAGCCCUUCGUUUUCUACUCUCGGGACGGUCGGCCCAGAAUCGACUGGACAGACUUCAACGCAACUCGAGAGCUUACUCGGAUCCUCCUCCUCCACGAUCACGGCGUCAGCUGGGAGUGUUUUUGAUAGUGGAUUCCUGAUGGGCAACUCUGCCCAACUGUGCCCAACAGAUCUAACUACAUCCAUGACGGCAACUUGAUCAAUGUUGAAAGUGAGACUGAUGCAGAUGUGGUGGUGAGUGCAAUAGAGGAGGCAGAGCCUUUGGUCCCAUCUUCAUUUGAUAUGCGUGCUGGUGCUGAUAAUAGUUAUUUUGGGCCACCUAUACUUCUUGGUGUGGUCAGGGAUGAUGAGAAAUUUGAUUUCUGCAUGUGCAACCCUCCAUUUUUUGAGACCAUGGUGGAAGCAGGACUAAAUCCAAAAACUUCUUGUGGAGGAACUCCUGCGGAGAUGGUUUGCCCAGGCGGAGAAAGAGCUUUUAUUACUCGCAUUAUUGAAGAUAGUUUUACACUGAAGGAAUCUUUUCGGUGGUAUACUUCCAUGGUUGGAAGAAAAUCAAACCUGAAAUUUCUAAUGUCAAAGCUCCGUGAAGUUGGAGCUACCAUAGUGAAGACAACCGAGUUUGUCCAAGGCCAAACAUGUCGAUGGGGCCUUGCCUGGUCUUUUUUACCCCCUCCUAGAAAGAUUAUAUCAUCUCAUGUUGCUGAAAGAAAUGUCUUGUCUUUCAUGGUUGAGGGACUUCAACAUCAAUUCAGUGCCUUUCAUGUACUGCAAUCGGUUGAAUCCUUUUUUCAAGCAAAUGGUGCAUCCUGUAAAUUGAAUGCUUCUACAUUUUCUGUAGACAUUACUGCAUCCAAUGAUCAUUGCAAUGCAAUCCUGAAAAAUGAGGCAAGAUAUCUUGAUGAGACUGCAAGUUUUGAACACAAGCAAGAGAUCUCAGAUGGUUCUCAUCUGUCUUCUUCAACCAACUUGAGUUUUCGCAUUUUGGUCUUUCAGCAAACCCCAGGCACACUCCUAGUGAAGGGAUCAUUACAGCAUAGAGAUAACCCACUCUCAGGAUUAUUUUCUCUGAUAUUCCAACAAUUGGAGGAAAACCUGACGUCCAAAUUUUGUGGAUAGGAUCGGCCAAAUAGUACGAUUAUGCAGCUCUUAAAAUGUGAUGUGAAUUUUUAGCUUUCAGAUCACAGACCAUGUUGAAAUUUUCCUGCCAUCAAUUGCUCAAGGAGUUGGUUGAACCAGUCCAGAGAAUGAGGAAACAAUCUCGAAGAAAUAUGAAGAAAUGACACUAUACAUUUUGUGCCAUUAGAUCUUCGAUUAUCUGUUGGUUCUUGUUCUCCUUCAAAGAUCAUAUUUUAAAAUAUGUGGGUAGCAUAUAUAUAUAUAUAUGUGUGUGUGUAGUGGGUGGGUACUUGGCAAAAUUACUCCCAGGGCAAUCAAGUCCGCAGAUAAAAGGAUAAGGUGGUUGCUUGAUUUAGAUUGAAUGAUUUUUCAAUUGGGUGCCAAGCCUUCUUAGCUUGUGAAUUAAUUGUGGAUUAAUUGCUCCAGCUCAUAAAAGAGAUAAGACAAGAGUGCUUCCACAUUUGAUCAAA